This is a messenger RNA of Dissoconium aciculare CBS 342.82, 2335 nucleotides long. RefSeq names its product MFS general substrate transporter. Gene Ontology annotation, molecular function: transmembrane transporter activity. Gene Ontology annotation, cellular component: membrane. NCBI's taxonomy places the organism in Eukaryota, Fungi, Ascomycota, Dothideomycetes, Mycosphaerellales, Dissoconiaceae. The transcript has 10 exons. Gene Ontology annotation, biological process: transmembrane transport. The coding region runs from base 196 to 2112 and encodes 638 amino acids. The record is from RefSeq and is a predicted model, not a curated record.
ACGUGUCGCGCUUCAUAAUGCGCAGCAGCUUUACCUGCCCACGAAGCUGUGUGCCUUCACAUCCAUUUAUAUACAAUUGCGGCGUCAGCGUAGGAAAUUUGACAUGCCGUCCUCAACUUCAACAGGCCCCCGAUUGUCCUGCGAGGGUACUGCGAGUUUGAAUGCAUCCAUGCGCAUUCGUUCCUAGUGGGAAUCAUGUCGCCGAAGGUUGAACCACGCAGCAGAGUCGCGCGUUGGUUGUGGCGCGAUCAUCCGCUGGAUUUUGGUGCCGGCUUCCCUGAAACAGGUGCAAGCACAGAGAGCCACAGAGUAUUCCUCGAAGCAGUCAACGGCAGCGCUUUCAACUGGCUUGUCUUCAUCGUCGCAGCUUCGGGCUUCUUGACGGAUGCCUACAAUCUGUUCAGCAGCAAUGUCAUCCUGCCAGCAUUGUCGUACGUUUACCAUGAGGAGGCCGACUUCCAGUUCACAUUCAAUGCCAUGACAUUGGGUGCAAGCGCUAUCGGACAGGUGGUUUUCGGUAUCGCCGCAGACGUGUAUGGCCGCAAAGCAUUGUAUGGAGUGGAACUUUUGAUUGUGAUCAUAUCAACCAUCGGCUUGUUGCAGUGUUCGCGCGGUUACGUCAACCCACUCGAGCCCGGUCAAUCGACGUGGGAUAUUACAGGCUGGCUGUUAUUCUGGAGAUGCAUUAUGGGCUUUGGCAUCGGCGCCGAAUAUCCGCUGAGCGCUUGCAUCGGGGCGGAAUGGUCAUCGACGAGAUCCCGCGGUCGCUUGAUGGCUGCAAUCUUUCUUAUGCAACCACUCGGACAAUUAUGUGCUUACGGCGCCGGCCUCACCGCAUUGCAAUGGACCAAAGGCAACAGCCGAACAGAUAUCGACAUGUUUUGGCGCUAUGUAAUUGGAAUUGGUUGUUUACCCACGCUGGUCGCGCUCGCGUUUCGACUUUACAUGCCAGAGUCUGGACGAUACAUAUACGACGUCGAGCGGAAGUACGCUCGACGGACGGACACAGACAGCAUCCACAGAACAGACGCAAACGAUCAGGAAGAAUCGGUAUCGAGGGCCAAGAAUGAUCUGACCAAAGGCACCUUCAAGCAAUUUCAACUCGAAUGUCUCAGGACAUAUCUGUUCGAUGGUCGGCGAAAUUGGGUCAUAUUGCUCGGAACGUCAAUGUGUUGGUUAUUGUUGGAUGUUGCAUUUUAUGGCCUGGGUUUCAAUAAUCCUUCCGUAUUGUCAAAGCUCUGGGCUUCCAAGGAUCUGACAUUUAUGGCCAAUGGUUCCACGCCAACUUGGUUCCGUGACAGCAUUCUCCAGCCCCAGACAAUCGAUGUCAUAUACUCGAACGGCACUUCGGGCACGCUCCAACGGAACGCAACUUGGCCCGAUAAUGUAGAAUCUACUCCGUUGAUCAAGAAUGUCCUCUGUGAGAACAUGACGAACGCCAUAUACACCGUCGUCAUCCCAUCGAUCCUCGGACUUAUCUUCUUGAUUAUGCUUAUCAACAAGAUUGACAGGAAGCGACUUCUCACCAUCACCUUUUCGAUACUGGCAGUCUUACUGUUCGUCGCAUCCUUCAGCUUCGAUUCCUUAUUCCACAAAGAGGAACGACAUGUCCUCUUGAUUGUAUUAUGGGUCUUUAUUUCCUUCUUCUUUAGCUUCGGACCGAACACCUUGACUUUCAUUAUACCUGCGGAAGUCUUUCCAACCGAAUAUCGCUGCACCUUCUACGGUAUCGCCGCCGCCGCCGGAAAGGUCGGAUCGGUGAUUGCCCAAGCGAUUGCGCGUGCCGUCCGACCUUCGCAGGAAGAGCGCAACAAUCUAGAUGCAGGCACCAGCAAUGAUAAAUUCAAAUGGCUGUUGCUUUGCUUCAGUAUCUGCAUGGCACUCGGCGCGAUCUUUUCUGAGCUCUGCAUACCACGUGUGCAAGAGCGAUCAUCAACUACGCCAGGAUUUCCCUUGGAGAAUAUAUCACUAGAGGAUCUGGCUUCAGGACGCAAGGAGCAGACCAGGCAGGAUGACACAGAGAUAGGUCUGGAGCAGAGACCGGUGUCAGAGGUAUCUACUGCUGAGAUUGCGCUUAGGGCAGAGUCCAUCAUCGCGAAGCGUCCACCAUAACGUUUAGUCCGAGGAAAUGUGCGAUAUUGUAUCUUAUAAUGAAAUAAUGAUGGAUUCACAUAGAACAGCUCGGCGUCGUGACAGAUGCUUCACGAUAGGAAUAUGGCAACAAUGCGGAUUCACUAUGUGAACAGUAUUGAUAUGAUCGACGAAAGAUUGGUCAGCGGGAAGUCUUGAAGUGAUGCAAUAUGAGACGGAAUACACCGCUGGAGGUUGGUGACAG